Molecule: messenger RNA, 8821 nt
Organism: Onychostoma macrolepis
Lineage: Eukaryota; Metazoa; Chordata; Actinopteri; Cypriniformes; Cyprinidae
Gene: dscamb
Product: Down syndrome cell adhesion molecule b
Exons: 33
Coding region: 83-6145 (2020 amino acids)
Biological process (GO): dendrite self-avoidance; axon guidance; homophilic cell-cell adhesion
Cellular component (GO): plasma membrane; axon
Molecular function (GO): cell-cell adhesion mediator activity
Source: RefSeq, a predicted model, not a curated record
UGGGAGAUCAGGAAAAAGCAGUGGACAAAGUGUGCGGAGUGAAAAGAGGAAAAUCUAGCUUGGGGAUUGAACGCAGCGGGGCAUGUGGAUAUUGGCAUUUCUCUUUCUCCAGAGCAUCCUGAAUGUUUUCGGUGAAGAUCUACGUUCCAGCUUAUAUUUUGUCAAUGCAUCUCUGCAAGAGGUAGUGUUCUCCAGCACCACAGGGGCACUGGUGCCGUGUCCUGCCGCGGCCGUGCCCCCCGCCACGCUGCGCUGGUACCUCGCCACCGGGGAGGAGAUCUACGAUGUCCCAGGCAUCCGCCAUGUGCACCCCAAUGGCACGCUGCAGAUCUACGGCUUCCUGCCAUCCAGCUUUAGUAACCUAAUCAAUGACAAUACAUACUACUGCACAGCGGAAAACCCAUCAGGAAAGAUCAGGAGUCAAGAUCUACACAUCAAGGCCGUAUUCCGGGAGCCAUACACAGUGCGGGUGGCUGAUCAGAGAGUCAUGCGAGGGAAUACGGCGGUCUUCAAGUGCAUUAUCCCGGCCUCAGUAGAGGAGUACGUCAGUGUUGUAUCAUGGGAGAAAGACACAGUCUCACUUGUCUCAGGACCAAGAUAUCUUAUUACAUCCAUGGGGGCCUUGUAUAUUCAGGAUGUGCAGUCAGAGGACGCGGUGAAUAUUUAUCGCUGUACCACGCGGCACCGAUACACAGGGGAGACCAGACAGAGCAACAGUGCCCGACUGCUUUUAUCAGAACCUGUGGACUCUGCUCCAGUGAUUCUGGAUGGGUUUGAACGGAGGGAGGUUAUGGUGGGUCAUCGGGUGGAGCUCCCAUGUAAAGCGUCCGGUCACCCCACGCCCAGGUAUCGCUGGCUGAGGGACAACAGCCCCUUAGAAUCAGACAGCCGGUACCACCAGAGUGUAUCGGGCCUUCUCAUCGAGGCCACACGACCCAGUGAUGCAGGCAGUUAUGUGUGUGAGGUGUGGAACAGCUUCGGGAAUGCCAAAGUGGUUGGCCGGCUGGUGGUGAAACAGCCUCUGAAAGCAGUGGUGAGUCCACGGAAGGUGAGAGGCAGCGUGGGUAGCCAAGUGUCGCUGUUCUGCAGUGUGACUGGCUCUGACGAGUAUGAAAUCACCUGGUACAGGAAUGGUGAGAAGAUCUAUCAGGGUAUAAAUGUACGUAUAACGGGCAUCAACAACGAGAACCUGGUGAUGGAGGGAAUGGCCAAGAGUGAUGGAGGAGCGUAUCAGUGCUUUGCUCGAAAUGGCAAGAUGUCCACCCAAGACUUAGUUCAGGUCGUCUUGGAAGACGGGACGCCAAAGAUCCUCUCUGCCUUCAGCGAGAAGGUGGUGAGCCCGAAUGAGCCCAUAUCACUGGUGUGUCACGUGAAAGGAACCCCCCUCCCCACCGUCACCUGGACGUUAGAUGACGACCCCGUCAUCAAAGACAGCAACCACCGCAUGGAUCGCAUCAUUACCACGGAAGGCCACGUGCUCAGCUACCUGAAUGUGUCUCACACACAGGUCACUGAUGGGGGCGUCUAUCGCUGCACCUGCAACAACUCGGCUGGAUCGGUCUCCUACCAGGCUCGAAUAAACGUAAGAGGUCCUGCCAGUAUUCGACCAAUGAAAAAUGUCACUGCCAUCGCUGGAAGGGACACGUACAUUCACUGUCGCAUCAUUGGUUACCCGUACUACUCUAUUAAGUGGUAUAAGGAUUCCAACCUGCUCCCGUUUAACCAUCGCCAACGUGCCUUUGAGAACAACGGCACACUGAAGCUGUCCAAUGUGCAAAACUCGGACGAGGGGGAGUACACAUGCUACGUGUUGGUGGAUCCAGAGAAACAAAUUCACAGGAGCGUCCAUGUGACAGUGAAAGUGCCCCCUCUGAUCCAACACUCCGACUCUCAGAGCGCUUCCAUCGGUCAGCGUGUCUUCAUCCCCUGCGUGGUCAUAUCCGGCGACCUGCCGAUGUCUAUAACCUGGCACAAAGAUGGACGACCAAUCAAUGCCAGCCUGGGUGUCACCAUAGACAACAUAGACUUUACCAGCUCAUUGCGCAUUUCAAACCUGUCGGAAAUUCAUAACGGCAGUUACACCUGUAUUGCCCGUAAUGAGGCUGCUGCCGUCGAGCAUAGUAUACAGCUCAUCGUUAAAGUUCCGCCACAUUUUGAGGUACAGCCAAGAGACCAGGAUGGCAUCUAUGGGAAAUCAGUGAUCCUGAAUUGUUCGGCAAAGGGAAACCCAAUCCCCACUAUAGUAUGGAACCACUCAAAAGGUGCUGGCGUACCUCAGUUCCAGCCCAUCGCCUUGAAUUCUGGCUCACGUAUCCAGCUCCUAGAGAAGGGUUCUCUGCUCAUAAAACACGUCCUGGAGGAAGAUGCUGGAUUUUAUCUGUGCAAGGUCAGCAAUGACGUGGGAGCCGAUAUCAGCAAGAGCAUGUACCUCACCGUUAAAAUUCCUGCCAUGAUCACGUCUUACCCCAACACCACACGAGCAGAACAGGGUCACAUGACUGAGAUGAGCUGCACUGCUCACGGUGAAAAGCCCAUCAAGGUUCGCUGGGAGAAGGAAUCUCAUAUCAUCAACCCAGACAUGAGCCGCUAUGUGGUUACUGUGAAGGAAGUGGGAGAUGAGGUCAUAUCCACCCUGCAGAUCUUGCAUACCGUCAGAGAAGACUCUGGCUUUUUCUCUUGCAUUGCUAUUAACUCUUAUGGUGAAGAUAAAGGAAUCAUUCAAUUGAUAGUACAAGAUCGUCCUGACCCUCCCGAGGUUGAGAUCAGAGAAGUAAAGGACCGAACCAUCGCACUUCGCUGGACAAUGGGCUUUGAUGGCAACAGCCCCAUUACAGGAUAUGACAUCAACUAUAAAAACAAAUCAUCUUCAUGGGCCUCAUCUCAAAUGACCAAAGACGUCUCCCCUCAGCUGAAUCAGGCCACCAUCAUUGAACUCCACCCUGCUUCCACCUACAACAUCCGCAUGUUUGCCAAAAACCAGAUCGGCGAAAGCAGACCAAGCAAUGAGCUGACCAUCACCACAGAUGAAGCACCACCUGAUGGCGCUCCUCAAGAUGUGCAGCUGGAAGCAAUCUCAUCCCAAAGCAUCAAAGUCACAUGGAAGCCCCCCCUCAAACACUUGCAGAAUGGUCUUAUCCGAAGCUACCAAGUGUGUUAUCGGGAGUUUGGGACAGGGGGCAGCCCACAAUACAACACCAUCAAUGUAGACACCACAGGGGACAUUGAAACCCUGACCCUGGAUAACCUGAAGAAGUACACCCAGUAUGAGGUGCGGGUGCAAGCAGCCAAUCGGGCAGGCAUGGGUCCCACCUCGGAGGAAAUCACCAUCACCACGCUAGAGGACGUGCCCAGUCGCCCACCUGAGAACGUUGUGACAACAGCAACAACCCCUGAGACUAUCUCCCUGUCCUGGUCUGCUCUGCCCAAAGAAGCGCUCAACGGCAUGCUGCUUGGAUAUCGUGUCAUCUACUGGGCCAACCUACCUGAUGGAGAACUGGGAGAGAUCCGGAACAUCACAACCACCAAGCCUUCACUAGAGUUGGAACGGCUGGAGAAGUACACCAACUACAGUAUCCAGGUCCUGGCCUUCACUCGAGCUGGAGACGGAGUCCGUAGUGAGCAGAUCUACACACGCACCAAAGAGGACGUUCCUGGCCCUCCAGCUGGAGUUAAGGCAGCUGCUUCAACAAGCUCGGUGGUGUUUGUUUCCUGGCUUCCUCCACUCAAACUCAAUGGAAUCAUCCGGAAAUACACUGUCUUCUGUUCCAACCCGUACCCCACGGUGAUCAGUGAGUUUGAGGCUGCACCUGAUGUUUAUUUCCGUCGUUUGACCAACCUGAAUCAGAACUGGCAGUACAGCAUUUGGGUCGUGGCGGUCACUGCGGCGGGCCGUGGGAAUGCCAGUGAAAUUAUCACCGUAGAGCCCCAAGCUAAAGCCCCUGCACGAAUCCUGACGUUCAGUGGCACUGUGACCACCCCCUGGAUGAGGGAUAUUGUCCUUCCAUGCAAAGCAGUCGGAGACCCUCCUCCAACCAUCAAGUGGCUGAAGGGAAAUAAUGGUACACCAGCUCCGGUUUCAAUCGAUGGUCGUCGCAGCGCUCACAGCAAUGGCAGCUUUGUUAUUCGCACUGUCAAAGCAGAGGACUCUGGGUACUACAGAUGUGUUGCCAGUAACAACUGGGGUUCGGAUGAGAUCAUGCUAAACCUUCAGGUCCAAGUACCUCCGGACCAACCGCGCCUCACAGUGACCAAAACCACAACCACCUCUAUCACACUGUCCUGGAUCCCUGGAGACAAUGGAGGAAGCUCCAUCAGAGGCUACAUUUUGCAGUUCUCUGAGGAUAACAGCGAAGAGUGGGGCAGUUUCUCCAUCAGCCCCAGUGAGCGCUCUUACCGUCUGGAGAACCUGAAGUGCGGUACUUGGUACAAAUUUACUCUGACUGCACAAAAUGCAGUUGGACCUGGACGCAUCAGUGAAAUCAUUGAAGCUAAAACCCAUGGGAAAGAGCCACAGUUCGCCAAAGAUCAUGAGCUUUUCUCAAGUAUCAACUCUACCCGUGUGGAGCUCAACCUCAUUGGCUGGAACAACGGUGGCUGUCCAAUCGACUCCUUCACACUGGAAUAUCGGCCGGUGGACACUACGAAAUGGACCAUGGUGAAGCGAGAUUCUCUCACCAAGAACCACAUUCUCUACGACCUACAGGAGGCCACCUGGUACGAGCUCCAGAUGAGAGUGGGCAACAGUGCAGGAACAGCAGAGAAGAGGGUUCGGUUCGCCACUCUAAACGUGGAUGGCAGCACGAUUGCUCCAUUGCCAAAGACUGUGGACCCCAGCCAGGAGACCAGGCAGGGCAAUGAAGGACUUAAAAUGAUGGUAACAAUCAUCUGCAUUCUGGUGGCAAUUUCCAUGGUCUUCAUUGUUCUUCUGGUAUUGAGGAGGAGAAGAAGAGAGCAGAGGCUCAAGAGAUUACGAGAUGCAAAGAGCCUGGCAGAGAUGCUAAUGAGUAAAAAUGCACGAACACCAGACACUGUGAACAAACAGCAGCAGACUCUGAGAAUGCACAUCGAUAUCCCACGUGCUCAGCUACUCAUCGAGGAGAGAGACACUAUGGAGACAAUCGAUGACCGCUCCACAGUGCUGUUGACGGACAAUGACUUUGGAGAAACAUCUAAACAGAAGUCCUCAACCGUCACCCAUACAGUGCAUUACCAGUCUCUAUCUCAGGCCACUGGACCACUAGUAGAUGUGUCUGAUGCUAGACCUGGUACAAACCCCACUGCCCGCCGCACAGCUAAAGCAGGUCCUGCCACACGCAGUCGAUACGCCAGCCAGUGGACCCUGAACCGACCGCACCCUCCCGUCUCCUCACACACCCUCACUACUGACUGGAGGCUUCCCACACCCCGUGCCACGGGCUCAGUGGACAAAGAGAGUGACAGUUACAGUGUCAGUCCCUCUCAGGACACAGACCGUGCUCGCAGCAGUAUGGUGUCUACAGAAAGCGCCUCCUCCACGUACGAGGAGUUAGCCCGUGCUUACGAACAUGCUAAGAUGGAGGAACAGCUGCGACACGCUAAGUUCACGAUCACAGAAUGUUUCAUCUCAGACACAUCCUCCGAGCAGAUGACGGCCGGCACCAAUGACUACACAGACAGCCUGACGUCCAGCACACCGUCAGAGUCAGGCAUCUGCAGAUUCACAGCUUCCCCACCCAAACCACAAGACGCCAGCCGGGUCAUGAACAUGGCCGUGCCCAAAGCACACAGACCUGCAGGUGAACUGGUCCAUCUUCCCCCUUACCUACGCAUGGACUUCCUUUUGAACCGGGGAGCAGCCCCUUCAGGUCGAGAGGCCACAGGACAGACUUGUAUGGACCCGCAGAAGAGCCGAAUGGCGAAGCGGCCAGCCUUGCUGGCCCCUACACCCUCCGAGACCCCCUCGUCAGCCCUCUCUUCCUCCGGCCCCCCCAGCAGAGAGGCAGUACAACAGUGGCAGCCGGGAACUGCCUCCACACUGCCACAGCGCGAGCCGGGCGACCUGGCCCAGGCCGCCAAACUCAGCAGCUCCCAGGAAUCGCUGUUAGACUCCAGAGGACACCUGAAACAAAGCAACAACCCCUACGCAAAGUCCUACACACUUGUAUAACACAGGACUACAGCUGCGGACCACGUUGCACUGUCACGCACACACAAACACGUGAGGACCUGCUGCAAAGACGAGUGCUUUUCUGAUUCAGAGAUGAGUCCUGUACAUACAUUCUGAAUUCCUAAAGAAGUGGAUAGUUUUCUUUUCAUCUGUCUUUCUUUCUAUCUAUCUAUCUAUCUAUCUAUCUAUCUCACUCUCUCUUUCUCUCUCUGCUGUUUUUUUACACUUUCUUUCUUUGGCUCACCUUCUUCUCUUGCCCUCUUUUCUGACUAAGUUGGAUUUUUUACGUAAUCAUUCAUUUAUUUUAAAUACCACCAUUAUGAAGAUUGCCAAAAUUAUUUAUUUAAAUUGACAGAGGAACUACUUUUGAAUUUAUAUCAAGGAUAAUUCUAUAGUCAUUAUUAUUAUUAUAUAAAAAUAGAGAAAAAUUAUCAAAAAAUGGUUUAAAAAAGGCGGGGUGUGGUCAGCUCUGCAGGAAGAUGUUUCUUUCUCUAUCCAUGACUCUGUUGUUUUGAUGAAACUAUGAGGUGUGAUCGGAAUUUUUCCGAUUUGUGAUUUUUCGAAGCUGUUUGUCACAGCUUCUGUGAUCGCAGAAGACGUGGAGGAAGGACAGCGAGUCCACAUUUUCCAGUCGUCUCAGAAUGUUGUGCUUUCUAAGGACUGCAUGGGGACCUGAAAAUAAAAAAUGAAUUCCAAGAGAUUUUCUUCACACUAAGGGAUUAUAUAAUGUUAUAACAUAUGUUAUGACAUUAUAUGUUAUAAUAUACAUAUAAAUAUAAAUAUAUAUAAAUAUAAAUAUAUACAUACACAUGAAGAGAUCACUUUUAUUUGUGGAUAAUACAGGGAAAAAAAAGAUUUGGUAAAUAAAGUCCUUAGUCAUGUUUGCACACAUCUGGUUUGAUUAGAAAAUUCAAACUGUUGGGUUCUCUUGUCUUUUUUUCCACCCAUGGAGCUUUUUGUGACUGCGUAAUGGUAGUUUCAUCGGAUGAGCUGCAGAGCAUGUGUGACACAAAGAGAGAACCGUGGAAGAACUGUAAAUGUCUAUCUGCAGUUUUCUCCAGCAGCUCCUUGAAUGAAUGGUAUCUGAUUCACCUGUUUGUAGAUGGUGUGGCCUGUUUUGUGUAAGAGACGCAACAAAGAGAAGAUAUUUUAAUUGAGCAAUAUGACACUGGAUUUACUAAUAAUUUCGUAAUUCUUGGACAUCUUGAAGUACUAACAGAUAUGAAUGUAUUCAGUAAUGCAUAAUGAAAAAUAAACCCGAAGAUGAUUGACAAUAAAGAGACAAACUAAUGAUGCAGUCUCUAAACUAUAAUUGACGAACGUUUUUAAUGAUGACAGUAGACAGGCAGAAUGAUGAAAACACAUUCACAGUGCACAGAAGUGUUCUGAUAUCUAAUGCUCCACUUGAUUUGUUUUUGCCAUUCAUGUCUUCAGUUGUCAAGCCUGCCAUUCAAAUGUCAGUCUAGACGUCAGUUAGAUGCUUGCCUUAAACAUGGAAAGACCAAAUUGAUAAGUCAUGAUGCUUGUCAGGAUGACAAUAAUGUAAAAUGACUGUAUUAAAAAUGAUAUAAGGAAAACAUGCAAGUGCGUCACAGUAUCAGAAUUAGCUAAAGUCGGGAAAAUAAUGUCAUAAUGAACAAAAAUCUAGAGGGUCCAGGACAGGAAGUCAAGGGGAUGUUUUGUGACCAUCAGAUGCCCAUCCAUGAUCAUAACCAACAGAUGGCACUACAAUGUCUUUUGAAAUGUUUAUGAUAGGAGCUCUGAAUACUGUCUGUAUGAGGAGCUCUUCUGUUUGUGUGGGUUUCUCCUCAGUCAGCUGAAAACCAGCACAUGCAGUUAUUAAUGCACUCACACUAUAGCAAAUCAGUAGAAUUGACUUUUCUCUCCAGAUCUGUUUAAUAAUACUCAAGGCCUCGUGUUCAUCUGGACACCUCCAACUCAACUCCAAGAACUACAAUGAAUUCACUAAAAUAACUGAAGUGGUUACUUUUUCUUUCAUUCGGUUAAACGUGUCUAACAAUGGUCCCACUCCAGAAUGAAAAUAUAGUUAAAAACAUACAAAUGUUUUAUGCAUGGAGGACAGAAAAUGAUACCUAAGAACAUAUAAUAAAAACUAAAAUAUAAAUCUAAAAUACAAGAAAUACAUGUCUAUAGAUCAAUGAAUUUGCAUUGUUUAUCUGUUAAACAUUCUAAGUAUUUAUAUUUUUGUACAACCUCCUUCAAUUUUGUCAGAAAUCUGAAUCAACACCAUCAGACACAAAAACAAAGUUUGGUUGUGUUAACAGUGUGACUUGAUAAAUCUAUCAUUCAAACACUGAUGAGAAUACAGGCUUGCUGUGCUGACAAAAUUACACAGGCCUAUUAAAUGCAGUUGUUUUGAAUUUCUGGAGUUGCUAACCCUUUUAAAGGUUAGAGAAAAUGAUUUUUAAGUCAUUCUCAGUCAACCAUGAGAAUGGCAACUCCACCAAACAAAUUGUCCUGACCAGAGAUUGUGUAGCCGUACUGAACUCAUAGCAGAUGAAAUAUGGAAAAAUGACAUUCAGGGCUAAGGUUGGCAUCGUUAUUACCCGUUUUUCAAUGCUUUUGUGGAUAUCUGACAGUGAUGACAAUAGGGACACAGUUAAGAAACCUUAUUAAAGAUAUAUAUGUAUGUAUAUAUAUAUAUAUAUAUAUAUA